This is a messenger RNA of Prunus armeniaca (apricot), 972 nucleotides long. The record is from the annotation of a GenBank genome assembly. NCBI's taxonomy places the organism in Eukaryota, Viridiplantae, Streptophyta, Magnoliopsida, Rosales, Rosaceae.
AUGGCAGGGACGUUAGUGUCUCGGGCCUUCCUUCUUCUUACCGCCUCUAACAAGAAGUCCAAUCCUUUCCCCUUUGUUCUCAGUAAGCGUCUCAUAGCCAUAGCUGCAGCCAACCACUCCAACAAAACCAUCUCUUUUGCUUCUUCUUCUUCACUCACAGAAAACCACCACAGGAGGUUGCUUCUCCCAUUAUCGCUAUCUCCUUUUCGUACCUUCAAUAGUGUUAGGUUCUUCAGCUCCUCUGAAUCCAGCACCAAAGUCAAUACCAAGGUUAACUUCUCUCUCCCUUCAGACGACGAAGACGAUGACGAAACGACGACGAAAACCCCCACCAAAGAGAUCGACAAGUCGAAGCUCCCUCCCCCGUACGACCCCUUCAACAAGAAGCCCACCAUCGAGGACCCAGAAGACCCAAAAGACCUGCAAGAAGUCUUCCACAAGAUGCGCACCGAUGGCCUCACCAACAAUGCAGUCAAGAUGUUCGACGCAUUGUCCAAAGACGGCUUAACCCACGAGGCCCUGGAGCUCUUUGCUCAUAUCAAGGACAAGGGUCAUAUGCCAGACGUCGUUUCACACACUGCCGUCAUAGAGGCCUACGCCAAUGCCGGCAAGACCAAGGAGGCUCUCAAGGUGUACCUGCGCAUGUUAGCCUCUGGGGUCGCCCCGAACGCCUACACUUACACUGUUCUCAUCAAGGCGCUGGCUGCCGACCCCAGUGGUAAGUUCCUUGGGGAUGCCAAGAAGUAUUUGCUGGAGAUGAUGGGGAAGGGAAUGCAGCCCAAUGCCGGUACCUACACGGUGGUGUUCGAGGGGUUUGCGAGGCAGGAGGAGAGGGCAGAGGAGGGGAGGGAGUUGCUGGUGGAAAUGAAAUUUAAGGGGUUUGUGCCGGACGAGAAAGCUGUGAGGGAGGUUCUUAAGAGCAAGAGAGGGCCUGUGGUUAGAAGCGUCAUCAACAUUCUCUUUGGCAAGUAG